Hymenoscyphus albidus is the source of this 1744-nucleotide messenger RNA. NCBI's taxonomy places the organism in Eukaryota, Fungi, Ascomycota, Leotiomycetes, Helotiales, Helotiaceae. The record is from the annotation of a GenBank genome assembly.
GGACUGGACUGAGCUGCUCUGACGAAAUUAACCCUCUUUCAUACUUGGAAUCGCAACAUCUCUCCUACUCCUACUCAUGGCUUAUGACCAUUACACCCGGUAACCUCUCUGCAGCAUCUGCUGCACCCAAAUGAAUACAACUCCCACCACGAAUUCGGACAUAGCAGUAGCUCGCAAUGGCAGCCCUACACUUCCAGGUAAGCUAAUUCCAGUCCGGUGCAUGUGCUGUCUGGGAGCGCAUAGCCAUAGCAAGCUGCCUGCCACCUUGACAGGUAGGACUAACUAGCUGACACUUUGACAGGUUCAUUUAAGCCAUCAUCCUUCGUCCCUUCUACGAAACCGACCGCGAUUCAACUACCAACCUCUCCGAAUUGCGAAUAAUUCGACUCGAUCUCUAAAUACAGAAACCCCAAAAGACCAUGUGCCAGCACCAGGCACGUCAUUGCCCUCCGACCCACCACCACCACCUCCAGCAGACUGGGAAGACAAUCCAAACUAUAAUAUCGAAAAAUUCUCACAACUACCUCAUACCGAUUUUGGAGUCAAUCAACAUAUCUUAAUUGAUACUGAAUUCAAAGAAUCGCUGCGUCAGGUUUUGUGGAACUUCCGUGCUCCUAUUCGUUAUGCCUUUGCUUAUGGAUCUGGUGUUUUCCCCCAAUCGAAACCCUCUGUGACACCUUCGAGCGCGACCUCAAUCCAUUCAAAGCCGCCUCCUGCGGUGGUUCGAGCCCAGGGUGGGAAUCCAAAGAUGAUUGAUUUUGUAUUUGGCGUAUCCUACACACAACAUUGGCAUUCUCUAAACCUUCACCAGCACCGCCAUCAUUAUUCCGCCCUUGGGUCUCUCGGCUCAGGUGCAGUAUCAGCAGUUCAGGAUAAUUGGGGAGCCGGGGUUUACUUCAAUCCUUAUGUCACAGUUAAUGGCACCCUCAUAAAAUAUGGUGUGGUCAACUUGGAUACAUUAUGUACGGAUCUCUCCGAAUGGUCAACGUUGUAUAUUGCUGGCCGAUUACAAAAACCCGUGAAGAUCCUCCGAGACGAUCCUCGAGUCCGAUUGGCGAACCAAGUCAAUCUUAUUUCUGCCCUACGGACGGCCCUACUCCUUCUCCCGCCAUCCUUUACAGAAGCAGAGCUUUAUGCUACCAUUACAAAUAUCAGUUAUAUGGGUGAUCCACGAAUGGCCUUUCCAACUGAAGAUAAAUCGAAAGUUGCCAACAUAGUGGGAAACAAUCUUCCGCAUUUCCGACGCCUUUAUUUGCCGCUUAUUGAUAAUCUUCCCAAUGUAGACUUUGACGAUGCCAAAUGUUCAAACCCAGAUUGGGCCUCGGAUCCAUCAGCAAAUGUUCGAUUGACGCAAGAUAUGAGUCCAACCAAACGAGGAAAUAUGGUUCGUCGACUGCCGAAAGCCUUCAGAUCGAAACUUUAUUUCCAGUACCAGAAGAAAUAUCAAAUUCCCCAGCUUGAAUUCAAUAAAAUGCUUGAAGCAUCAAGUGACGAGACGUCAACCAAGAUCAACCGACGAGAAGGUGGUGGUUUUGAACAAAGAAUAGCAAGUGAACCACCAGAAAAUCUUCGUGGGGAAGUAAGUGGCGUAAUCAAGAGUACAAUCGGCUGGCCCAGUACCAGUCAGAGCAUCAAAGGUCUCUUGACUUCUGGGCUUGGGCGGAGCUGGAGGUACAUGGGUGAGAAGAUUGGGAAAUACCAAGCCGGGAAACUGAAUGCAGCAGCUAGUGAAAAGAGGGAGUGA